AUGUCGCGGGGAUCGUCAGCUGGUUUUGACAGAAAUAUCACGAUUUUCAGUCCGGAAGGUCGUCUGUAUCAAGUAGAAUAUGCGUUCAAAGCAAUCAACCAAGGCGGAUUAACAGCAGUCGGAGUUCGCGGCGACACUUGCUCGGCACUCGUCAUUCAGAAGAAGGUUCCAGACAAACUUAUCGAUGCGGAUUCGAUGUCCCGCGUUUGGAAAAUCGGCGGCUCAAAUGGAUGCGUCGUUUGCGGCCUGUCCGCUGAUUCGCGCGAGUUUGUCCGACGAGCAAGAUAUGAAACCAUGAAUUGGAACUACAAAAACGCUUAUGAUAUGCCCUGCGAUCAGCUGGCUCACCGAAUGGCUUCAAUCGCUCAAGUUUACACCCAAGAACCAGGAACCCGUGCUCUCGGCGUCGCCUCUCUCAUUAUCGGAUACGACGAUGAAAAUCAAGUGCCGCUUCUUUACAGAACUGACCCUUCAGGAUACACUGCCGGUUUCAAGGCGGUCGCCAUCGGAGCAAAGCAAACUGAAGCAACUAACUUUUUGGAGAAGAAACUUCGAAAGAAAACUGAUCAGGAGAAAUGGGGACUCAAAGAAACCGCCGAGCUCGCAAUCACAACCUUGCAACACGUGAUCGCCACCGACUUCAAGCCUCAAGAGAUCGAGGUCGCCGUCGCCACCAGCGACAACCAAUUCCGCCAACUGAGCAACGACGAAGUCGACGAAAUCCUCACCAUCAUUGCCGAGCGCGAAUAG
Oikopleura dioica is the source of this 750-nucleotide messenger RNA. The record is from the annotation of a GenBank genome assembly. NCBI's taxonomy places the organism in Eukaryota, Metazoa, Chordata, Appendicularia, Copelata, Oikopleuridae.